Microbotryum saponariae is the source of this 1549-nucleotide messenger RNA. The record is from the annotation of a GenBank genome assembly. Lineage: Eukaryota; Fungi; Basidiomycota; Microbotryomycetes; Microbotryales; Microbotryaceae.
AUGCGGCGUCAGAUGAGUCCACUCGAACCGCUUCAGAUUCCGAAUCUCAAGAAUGAUGUUGUCGUUGGCGAUUCGGAGGAAGAAGGAGAGAGUGAGCAUUUGUCAUCUUCACGUGUUGAUAUGGGCCCUUUCUGUUUCUGACCAAGGAGGAAGCCUGAUCCUUAGGUCUCAUAGACACCGUAUCGGAUGGAAGCAACAUUGUGAAGCCUGACCAGCCGAGCUACCUUCAGGACAAGCUACACGACAGCGGUACCGUUGAUUCCGAAACCAAUGUCUCUACCCAUGACAUGUCGACUUCGUCCCCCGUGCGUCGUUCCCGGACCCGAUCGACUUUCGAGGGUAGUUCGAUCGGCCGCCUGACGAAUCGUGGGAUUGAGGAGAACGAGAAUGGUUUUAUUCUCGAGGUUACCGCUCAGUCGAGUAAGGUCGCUGGAAGGGCCAAACGUACCAAAUCGGCCCCUGUUCGUCGGGCAAGCACCUCGAAGCGCGCCCGCACAGCUACAGAGCCGGUCGAGGACGAGCACCAAGAUUCCGACUUUUCUUUGGAUGAGGCCGACCUACUCCGCACUUCAAAGCCGUUGGGCUCGGCGACCACGGAUCAGCAUGCGAUUGAUACGACUGUGCCGACCGGCCUGGAGAAUUUGUGUACCGCUCCGGUUCGCAGUCGCGCUCUCGGGUGAGAAAUGCCAGAAGUGUACGGGGUCGGACUUGCGGGCUCAAGGUCAAAACUCACACAUUUCUGGCUUGCAACUUACCAAAGUGAACUCAAUUCGCAAGACAUGCGCAAGCCGACGAAACGUUCAAACAAGGUGCGUUCAGAUGUUCGUGGCGGCAGCACUACGAGACCCGAUCUCAACAGCAGUACAAUGCACAUGGUGUGCCAUUGAAUUCAGGUAUCCUCGCGUUCCUCUUCGAAAGGUGGUACCAAAAGGGCCAACGAACAAGGUCCUUCAACCCGCACGUCGAGUCCGAUGGAGUUGCUUCCGAUAUCGUCGCCUCCCGUCGACGAGGCCUCGUCCCUCCUACCACCUCAAAUCGAUCCUCAAAAUGCAGCUUUACGAGCACAAGCUGAACCCGUGACCAAACAAGCCGAGAUUAACGCGAAACCUGUUCGAGGUGAGUUUGCCCAGCCUGUUGCUACGUGCCACUGCACUUCACUGAUUCCAACUCUUAACUGCCGAACCAAAGGUCUGGCUGGCAUCUUGACCCGCAAAGGCAUCGCGGGCGUUCGUCACCCUGGCUUAUCAAAAGCUGCGAAAGUACCCCGACUCCACGCCAAUCUGAAGCCACCUCCCCCGCCCAAGGCAGCGAUCCCCAAGCCCAGAGAAAAGAAGAAGAAAGGAGACGAGUCCUAUUCAGAUGAAGAAAAGGUCAGCUCGGUACGGCGGGUUCGCAGUUAUGCGGCUGGGAGGAUACUAACGUGUUUCCCCCCACGUUGCUUCCACAGCCUUGGUGGAAAACCAAACACCCGGAAGAGUGGACAGAUGAGGACUUUGAGCGGUACCGUCGCGUCACCGAGCGUCGCGAGCGCGGGCUUGAUUCUGACUAG